AUCACCACUGGCGCCUCAUUGCACUCAGUGCUAAGUUUUCAAGUCCACCUCGAGCCAUGAUGCUCUCAAACGCGAGCUUUCUGCUGCGUUCGGUCACGAGGAGUCCGAAUAUUACGCACACCUUUGUCUCCAGAAAUGAUUCUUUGCCAGUUGACCGCUGGACAGAAAGAAUGGCUUUACCGAUAUUAAUGUUUGCUGGGGGCGCCGUCGGGAAUAUAAUAGCAAUCAUCGUUCUGUCCCUAUCGAGACAGGAGAGGAAAAGUUCUGCGUUCUACACUCUGGUGUGCGGGCUGGCAGUGACCGACUUGUUGGGUACGUGUCUGGCCAGCCCGCUGACCAUCGCCAACUACUUGGACCGACAGGUGCUGCAAGGCGGGACCCUGUGCGACUUUCACUCUUUCUUGCUGCUCUUUUUCGGUCUUACUGGCCUGAGCAUCAUUUGCGCUAUGGCUGCGGAGCGCUACCUGGCUAUCUGCUGCCCUUACUUGUACCGGCGGUGGAGAGUGGACCGCCGUUUCGCGCAAAUCUUCCUGAUCUUCAUGUACGUCACCAACGUCCUAUUCUGCUGCCUCCCGGUGAUGGGCGCGGUGCAGAGCAACUUGCAACCUUCUGAAACCUGGUGCUUUAUCGACCUGAGGACCCCCGAGCCCCUUGCCGCGGUGUACUCAGUUCUGUACGGCGCGGUGAGCGUGAUGCUCAUCGUGGGGACCACCGCGCUCAACGUGGCCGUGUGCGGCGCACUGUUGCUCAUGCGUCGGAGGAGCGUGAGGAGGACGACCGACAGCUGCAGGAGCAGCAUAAAAGACAGGUGGAGGGCGCUCUCCUCCGCUGCCGAGAUACAAAUUAUGACCGUGCUGGUGAUGACCUCGCUCGUGGUUCUGGCCUGCUCGGCUCCGCUCGUGGUCCGUGUGUUCACCAACCGUUUCAUGCUGGAAAAUGACCCUGAAGCUGACUUAGCAGCCAUCCGGAUCGCAUCCGUCAACCCCAUCCUGGACCCCUGGAUCUACAUCCUCCUCAGGAGGUCUCUGUUUCGCCGAAUACUAAGCCUAUCCAAGCGAUGUCAAACUCACAGCAUCAGCAAAUUCACAAAACAAGAGCGUCUAUUUUAUCCUGAACAUAACAAGGACAGUCAGGCUUUCAGUCAAAUGAUUCACAUGAGCAUCAGGAUUUAGCAUUCUGAUUCCUCCACUGAACUGCUUUCUCAUCUGAAUUAGGACAAGGGUGAGUUACACAAUGGAUUGGAUUAGUAUUUUGUUUGUUUGUUUGUUUGUUUUUACAGUGUUCGUGUCUUUGAUGUUUAAGAACACUAUUGAGUAUAAUAACAGAGGAUUAAGUAUUUAUUUGUGUCUUCCACUGUCUCCUAUAGAAUUGUCUUGGUUCUAAUUUUAAGUACUGUAUUUAUUUGUUCCCUAUCACAACACUCCUCAUCUAGUUUAUCACUUUGUUCAUUGUCGGUAGUUGAGAAUCAAGGUGAUUGUUCAGAAUGCUGAUGUUGAAAGUCAUAAUUAGAACUCGGAAAACAAGAACAUUAUAUAAUUCCAACAUCUUUAGGAUUGUCAUUUGGUGGGAACUAUAUGACCUGUGCUGUUUCUCAGUCUAUGUAAUUUAAACUGCAUUAAAAUAAGAUUAGACUCUGAAAUUCCUGUCUUGCACCAUGCAUUAGGCAUGAUCUCAAGAUUACAAUGUUAAAAGAAAAUAAAGACUGGAGGG
Molecule: messenger RNA, 1710 nt
Organism: Corythoichthys intestinalis (scribbled pipefish)
Lineage: Eukaryota; Metazoa; Chordata; Actinopteri; Syngnathiformes; Syngnathidae
Product: prostaglandin E2 receptor EP4 subtype-like
Exons: 2
Coding region: 57-1172 (371 amino acids)
Biological process (GO): adenylate cyclase-activating G protein-coupled receptor signaling pathway; positive regulation of cytosolic calcium ion concentration; inflammatory response
Cellular component (GO): plasma membrane
Molecular function (GO): prostaglandin E receptor activity
Source: RefSeq, a predicted model, not a curated record